AUGGAAGUGAAGAGGAAGAUGAAGAUGGAGACGAAGGGGGGCACAGGAUGGAGGUGUGACCUCCAGGGAGGUGGGACGAAGAGGACGGGGCGGAGCUGGGGAGGAAGGCAGGCGGAGGAGGAGGAAGAGGCGGCGGGACGAAGACGAAGGAGGAGCUGGGAUGACCGCGAAGACGCGAACGGCGGCGGCGAGCGAGAUGAGGGCGGGAAUGAGAGCAACAAAGCCAACUUCGAGAAGAUGAUCGAGGCGCUGAAGGCCAGCAAGGGCGGGAGGCGCAUCGGCGUCUUCAGCAAGGACAAGUUCCCCGGCGACUUCAUGAAGAGCUGGAACGACUGUCUCAGCAAGGAGGGCUUCGAGAAGGUGGACAUCAGCGCCGUGGUGGCCUACACGAUGGCGGCCAAAGAAGACGGCGAACUCAACUUGAUGCGCAAGGCGGCCGCCAUCACCUCCGAGGUCUUCACCAAAUUCUUCAAGGAGCGGGUGAUGGAGAUCGUUGACGCCGAUGAGAAAGUCCGGCACAGUAAAUUGGCCGAGUCGGUGGAGAAGGCCAUCGAGGAGAAGAAGUACCUGGCGGGCGCCGACCCCUCGGCGGUGGAGAUGUGUUACCCCCCCAUCAUCCAGAGCGGCGGCAACUACAACCUCAAGUUCAGCGUCGUCAG
Messenger RNA from Phaethon lepturus (White-tailed tropicbird), 659 nucleotides. RefSeq names its product suppressor of Ty 16 homolog (S. cerevisiae) (gene SUPT16H). NCBI's taxonomy places the organism in Eukaryota, Metazoa, Chordata, Aves, Phaethontiformes, Phaethontidae. The record is from RefSeq and is a predicted model, not a curated record. Gene Ontology annotation, biological process: transcription elongation by RNA polymerase II; positive regulation of transcription elongation by RNA polymerase II. The transcript is spliced from 4 exons. Gene Ontology annotation, molecular function: nucleosome binding. Gene Ontology annotation, cellular component: FACT complex. The annotation marks the transcript as partial.